AAACAUACCGGAUUAACAGAGCUUGAUCUGAAACUUAACGAACUCGAUCCAUAAAGGGUUUUGUUUUGUGAGUUGGAUCUGGCUUAUUCCGAUGAUGACCGGAGAUCUGAAACUUGAUGAACCUUACGUAGGUUUGAAAUUCGAAUCAGAAGAAGAAGCUAAAGAUUUCUAUGUAGAAUACUCCAAAAGAUUAGGGUUUGUUGUGCGUAUGAUGCAGAGACGAAGAUCAGGUAUUGAUGGAAGAACACUAGCGAGAAGAUUAGGUUGUAACAAGCAAGGCUUUGGUCCUAAUAAUCAACGAUCAUCUAGUUCUAGUUCUAGUUCACGAGAAGGUUGCAAAGCUACGAUUUUGGUGAAAAUGGAGAAAUCUGGGAAAUGGGUUGUUACUAGAUUCAUCAAAGAACACAAUCACUCUCUUCAAUUCAUUGGGUCUUCUUCUUAUGAUUCUUUUGCUGAUAAGGAAAGGAAGAUUAAAGAGCUUACGGAGGAGAUCGAGUGUCAGGACCGAUUAUGCGAUGUGUAUCGGGAUCGAUUGGUGAGUUUUAUCGAUAAUGUUGAACAUUAUACGGAAGAAUUGUCACUUAAAGUUCGAGAUAUUGUGGAGAAUGUUAAGAAACUUGAAUGUCAAAUACAAACAAGAGCUUGAUUCAUCUAUAAGCAUUUGUCGAAAAAUACCGAAGAUUGCUCCUCCUUAGAUCAUAGUUUGUCCUAGCAUUGAACAUUCAAUUAUUUUAGCAGAAAACUAGUGUUAAUUAGGCAAAUUCAAAACAUACAAUUAUCUAUACAAAAAUUAUUGUUAAAAAAAGGGAAUGUUUAAUUGGAGCUAAGAGCAGCAAAUCCACCACCUCUCAUCAUUUGUUUGAACUCCUUAAAAUUAACCAUACCAUCUCCAUCAACAUCAACCUUACUUAUCAUCUUCUUGCAAUCUUCAAGUGUUCUCCCUUGCUUCAACCCCAUUGACGCGAGCACCGACCUCAGCUCUUCAUCUGUAAUGAACCCAUCACCAUUCUGAUCAAAUACUCUAAAGGCUUCUCUCAUGUCCUCUUCUUCCUCUUUCUCUUCCACCAUUUCUUGAUACAAUGAUCCAAACUCAUCGAUAUCCAUGGCCCCGUCUCCAUUCACAUCCAUCUUUGCUAUCAUCUCAUUGAUUUCAUUUUCAGGGACCAUGAUUCCCACGCUUUUAAAGAAGUCUUUCAGCUCGUUUUUCGCAAUCUUCCCGUCUCCAUUCUUAUCGAACAUUUGGAACACUCUACUCAAUUCUCCACGAUCCAUUCUUUAUUGAAACCUUGAUGAUCUUUAAGCCAAAAACUAAUGGAGAAGAAGAAUCAAGAUCAACACAUAGAUUCUAAAAGGAAGCCUAAGCAAGUGAAAUCUUGUAACAGUUUAAACAAAACAGGACGUCGUGAGAAGACAGAAAA
Molecule: messenger RNA, 1418 nt
Organism: Arabidopsis thaliana (thale cress)
Lineage: Eukaryota; Viridiplantae; Streptophyta; Magnoliopsida; Brassicales; Brassicaceae
Product: Far-red impaired responsive (FAR1) family protein
Exons: 2
Coding region: 92-646 (184 amino acids)
Source: RefSeq, marked reviewed